This is a messenger RNA of Pangasianodon hypophthalmus (striped catfish), 4366 nucleotides long. It is a transcript of the gene glg1a, whose product is annotated as golgi glycoprotein 1a. The transcript has 28 exons. The coding region runs from base 85 to 3609 and encodes 1174 amino acids. The record is from RefSeq and is a predicted model, not a curated record. Lineage: Eukaryota; Metazoa; Chordata; Actinopteri; Siluriformes; Pangasiidae. Gene Ontology annotation, cellular component: Golgi membrane. Gene Ontology annotation, molecular function: fibroblast growth factor binding.
UCCUUUCCGGAUCUCCCAUCUCCACACACAAAUCAUUCGCGUCCGGCUGCCGUAGGCUAGCUACGCGUAGGUGGUUUACCGAAGAUGGCGGCUUGUAGACGUGUGCAGCUUCUUUUAUUGCUUCUAGCCAUCCCUGCUUGCAUUCGUUCUACCCAGGGAGCGAAAUCACAGGGCAUUCACGCUGAUGUAUAUGCAGGAGAUAAUGCCAACGACGGUAAAAAUGCCGGAGGUGCGCUGCCCGAGCAGAAGGCUGGAGCGGCGGCCUCUCAGUCCCGCCGCAGCUCCACCGGCUGGAAGCUGGCUGAAGAGGAGGCCUGUCGCGAGGACGUGACCAGACUGUGCUCCAAACAUUCCUGGAACAACAACCUGGCCGUGCUCGAGUGUCUGCAGGAUCGGAAAGAGGAAACGGAGAUAGCAGCCAGCUGUAACCAUUUGCUGUGGAAUUACAAGCUGAAUCUGACAACAGACCCAAAGUUUGAGUCCGUGGCCGUGGAGGUGUGCAAGAGCACCAUUAGUGACAUUAAAGAGUGUGCAGCAGAGGAGCGGGGGAAGGGCUAUUUAGUGUCAUGUUUGGUAGAUCACCGUACCAACAUCACUGAAUACCAGUGCAAUCAGUACAUCACGAAGAUGGCUACUAUCAUCUUCAGUGACUUCCGGCUCAUCUGUGGCUUCAUGGACAGCUGCAAGGAUGACAUCAACGCUCUGCACUGUGGAAGUGUUAACACUGGCGAGAAGGAUGUACACUCUCAGGGAGAGGUGAUAGCAUGUCUGGAAAAAGGACUGGUGAGCGAAGUAGAGGAACAGCCAGGGCGUUAUACAAUCAAAGAAGAUUGUAAGAAGGCCAUCAUGCGUGUGGCUGAGCUGUCGUCAGAUGACUUUCACCUGGACAGGCACCUCUUCUUCGCAUGCCGAGAUGAUCGCGAGCGCUUCUGUGAAAACACUCCAGCAGGUGAGGGAAGGGUCUACAAAUGUCUGUUCAACCACAAAUUUGAGGAGUCCAUGUCUGUAAAGUGCAGAGAGGCCCUCUCCACCAGACAGAAGCUGAUAGCUCAGGAUUACAAGGUGAGCUACUCACUGGCCAAAGCCUGCAAACAGGACCUGCGGAAAUACCGCUGCAACGUGGAUACCACAUUGCCCCGUGGCAGAGAGGCCAAGCUAUCCUACCUGCUGCUGUGCCUCGAGUCUGCCGUACACAGAGGACGCACUGUGAGUGGAGAGUGUCAGGGGGAGAUGUUGGACUACAGACGCAUGCUGAUGGAGGAUUAUUCGCUGAGUCCUGAGAUUGUGCUGCACUGCCGAGGGGAGAUUGACACACACUGCUCCGGUCUGCACCACAAGGGCCGAACCCUCCACUGCCUCAUGAGAGUGUCCCGUGACAAGGGCAUUGUAGACAACCUGUGUCAGAAAUCUCUCCAGACUUUGAUCCAGGAGACGGAUCCCGGGGCAGAUUACCGGAUUGAUCGGGCUCUCAAUGAAGCCUGUGAGUCAGUCAUCCAGACCGCCUGCAAACACAUCCGUAAUGGAGACCCCAUGAUCCUGUCUUGUUUAAUGGAGCAUCUUUACACUGACAAGAUGGUGGAAGACUGUGAGCACAGGUUGCUAGAGCUGCAGUACUUCAUCUCCAGAGACUGGAAGCUGGACCCGAUCCUCUACAGGAAGUGUCAGAAUGAUGCUGCACGUAUUUGCCACACUCACGGCUGGAACGAGACGAGUGAAUUCAUGCCCCCAGGAGCGGUCUUUUCCUGCCUGUACCGCCAUGCUUACCGCACCGAGGAGCAAGGUCGACGGGACCCCACUGACAGCAACAGUCUUUAUACUUUAUCUCGUGACUGUAAGACGGAAGUGCAGCGCAUUCUCCAUCAGAGGGCUCUGGAUGUAAAGCUGGACCCAGACCUGCAGAGACGGUGUAUGACCGAUCUGGGCAAGUGGUGCAGUGAGAAAACAGAGCCUGGCCAGGAGUUGGAGUGUCUACAGGAUCAUUUAGAUGAUUUGGGCUCAGAUUGUAGAGAUGUAGUGGGUAACCUGACAGAGCUGGAGUCUGAAGAUAUUCAGAUUGAAGCCCUUUUAAUCCGAGCCUGUGAACCUGUCAUCCAGUCGCACUGCCAUGAGGUGGCAGAUAAUCAGAUAGAUAAUGGAGAUCUGAUGGAGUGUCUUGUGCUCAAUAAACACCAGAAGGAGAUGAAUGAAAAAUGUGCAGUCGGAGUCACUCACUUUCAGCUGGUCCAAAUGAAAGACUUCCGCUUUUCCUACAAGUUCAAGAUGGCCUGCAAGGAGGAUGUUCUCAAGCUCUGCCCUAACAUCAAAAAGAAGGUGGAUGUGGUCAUCUGUUUGAGCACCAUGGUCAGGAAUGAUACGUUGCAGGAGGUGAAAGACCAACGUGUUUCCAUGAAGUGCCGGAGGCAGCUCAGAGUGGAGGAACUGGAGAUGUCAGAGGAUAUCCGCCUGGACCAAGAUCUGUACGAGAGCUGUAAGCAGGACAUUAAGGAUCACUGUCAGAACGUGGUGUUUGGCAACGCUCAGGUGAUUGAGUGUCUGAAGGACAAUAAGAAUCAUCUGCUCCCGCGCUGUCACCAGAAGAUCUUUAAACUGCAGGAGACUGAGAUGAUCGACCCUGAACUCGACUUUCAGCUCAUGAGAGUGUGUAAGCAGAUGAUCAGGCGUUUCUGCUCUGAAGCCGAUGCUAAGAGCAUGCUCCAGUGCCUGAAACAAAAUAAGAAUAGUGAACUCAUGGACCCCAAAUGCAAACAGAUGAUCACCAAGAGACAGAUCACCCAGAACACAGACUACAGACUGAACCCAGUGUUGAGGAAGGCCUGUAAGGCUGACAUUCCCAAGUUCUGCCAGAACAUUCUGGACAAAUUGAAAGAUGACAUUGAGUUAGAGGGCCAGGUCAUCUCCUGCCUCAAACUCAAAUAUGCUGACCAGCGUCUCUCCUCAGACUGUGAGGACCAGAUUAGGGUAAUUCUGCAGGAGUCUGCCUUAGACUACAGACUGGACCCUCAGUUACAGAAGCAGUGCGUUGAUGAGAUCCCGCGGCUGUGUGCAGAGGAGGUAGCGGCCCAGGAACAGACAGGUCAGGUGGAAGAAUGUCUCAAAGUGAAUCUGCUCAAGCUCAAAAGUGAGGACUGCAAAAAGGAAGUGCUAAACAUCCUCAAGGAGAGUAAGGCAGACAUUUUCGUGGAUCCAGUGCUGCACACAGCAUGUGCGCUUGACCUUAAGCAUCAGUGCGCUGCCAUCCCACCUGGCAGAGGAAGACAGAUGUCUUGUCUGAUGGAGGCUCUUCAGGAUAAGAGAGUGAGACUCCAGCCUGAGUGUAAGAAGAGACUGCAAGACCGCAUAGACAUGUGGAGCUACGCUGCCAAGGUGGCACCAGCAGAAGGCUUCUCAGACUUGGCUGGUCAGGUCUUCUCCUCUCCUGCUAAGAACUAUAUCCUGAGCAUGCUAGCAAUGUGUGUGGUGCUCCUGUUCUUCAUGGGGCUGCUGUGCGGCCGCAUCACCAAGCGCGUCACGCAGGAGCUGAAGGACAGAAAACGUGACAGUCUUGUACAGUUACCGGAUUGCACUCACGAGAAGCAGAUGGACACACCCUUCAACCACCUUUACUGGUAAUGAGAAUGUUGGUAUGGAAAAUUGCCAUGGCCUUUAGUAACCUUUGUUGGAAAUUAUGCUUAUUUAAUCAAUUCUUCACCAUUCUAGAAAUUUACUCCAAAAAUUCCUUUCAUGUUUAAAGAAAAAAAAAAAAAAAAUCAAGUUCAACCUAAUUUGUCCAACAACAAUUGUAAGGUCUGGCCCACAGAAAAUGUUCAGCUUUCCAUGUCACAUCUUUUCAGUAUUAACUCAUGUUAGCUUGAGCUCAUUGCUUACAUUGACAUUGGCCUUUAGUCUGGCUAGAAAAACCAGCAGUGUCUCUGCUUAGAUAAAGCGUGUGGUCACUACUCCCAGCCAGCCCAGAAACCAUGGGCAUAUUUCGUGGAUCAUUCCUUAAAUAUUUCGCCAAUGAUUAAGCAAGUGAAUGUAGCACUGGAAAGAUUUCUUCAUAUUUGCUUGAUUUCCUCCUCCUUUCAGACAGGAAAUAAUGUGAAGUCAUACUGUAAGUGCUCACUGUCUGCUGUGUGUGACCUUUCUACAAGUAGAGUAAACACAUAGUAAUUAUUUUUAAAAAAAAAAUGCUAAAUGGUAAUGAUGCAUUUUGUUUUUGUAUGCUUUUUUUCCAUUGUACAAAUUGAUUUAAAAGUAUUUCCCUUCAGAUCUGAUUAAGCCAUGUAUUAUACAUAUAUAAAAAUGGCUUUUUUGUCUUUAUUUGUUGUUUUUGUUAUGUACAAAGUGAUUUGGAAAAUUGUUAAUAAAAUCAAUUUGCUGGUUUGUA